This is a messenger RNA of Acanthochromis polyacanthus (spiny chromis), 1598 nucleotides long. It is a transcript of the gene selenof, whose product is annotated as selenoprotein F. The transcript has 5 exons. Gene Ontology annotation, molecular function: oxidoreductase activity. Lineage: Eukaryota; Metazoa; Chordata; Actinopteri; Pomacentridae. Gene Ontology annotation, cellular component: endoplasmic reticulum lumen. The record is from RefSeq and is a predicted model, not a curated record.
AGCUUAACAAUCAGGCGCAGCUGGGGCCUCCCUACCGUAAGACACAGGGGUCCUGGGAGUCGUUUCGCUAACAAAGCAGGCUGCAAAAUGUCGGGAGAGGUGUAUCUCCUGUGGCUUCUUUCGCUACUACAGACGCUGUCGGCGUACGGUGCCGACCUGUCGUCUGAGGCCUGCAGGGAGCUGGGCUUCUCCAGCAACCUGCUGUGCAGCUCCUGUGACCUGCUUGGGGAGUUCAGCCUCAACAAGCUCCAACCCAACUGCCGGCAGUGCUGCCAGCAGGAGGCCCAGAUGGAAGCACGCAAGCUGUACGCCGGGGCCAUCCUCGAGGUGUGUGGAUGAAAAUUGGGGAGGUUCCCUCAAGUCCAAGCUUUUGUCAGGAGCGACAAGCCGAAGAUGUUCAAGGGUCUUCAGAUCAAGUACGUUAGAGGCUCGGAUCCUGUGCUCAAGCUUUUGGACGAUAACGGGAACAUCGCUGAAGAGCUCAGCAUCCUCAAGUGGAACACUGACAGCGUGGAGGAGUUCCUGAGUGAGAAGUUAGACCGAAUAUAGACACCAAGAGUCCAAUUUUUGUUCUAUAUAUUUUUUUUUUAGUUUAAAAGGUCGGUUCGCUCAAACUAAAAAGAAAAAAAUAUUUGACCACUUCUUGUUUAGCCCAGCUGUGCAGACAGUUUCUCUGAACUUAUGUUUGUGACGCAUUCAUAGUUAUCUGCAACUUGUCUUUCCCUAAACUGUGAGCAGAUUAAUAACCUUAAAUCUUGUCAGCUUUACAAACCGGUACUACUCAAGAAACCGUCCACGUGACAACAACAAGCACACUGUUCCCAGUAAGAUCUAAAUGUAAUGCUUCACUAUUUUGUAAAAAUCCCGUCAUGAUUCAGUUCAUUUGGCAGAUAUCACAAAACACAUCUUUUAGAAACUCAAGAAAAUAAAGCAAACUACGUGCACAGCUGGAGGAAAGUGAGCAAAUAUUUUUAGUUUUUGUAGUUUAUGUGAACCGACAGUUUAAUAAUUUACCGAUUUGAACACAACUUGGCCUGGAUAGCUGGUUGCCAAGUCCCUGCUCGAUGCGACUGUUUUUGUAUCUGAAAAUCAUGAAUUUCUUGUCAGGUUUUUACCAAAAAACAAAACAAAAACUCAUGUGAGAUUGUGAAAAAGCAUAAUCACGGAGCCCAGAGGGGCAGCACGCCCUAAAUGGUUUUACAGGCUAAUCAUGGCAAUCUGUGCGUUCGGUUUCAAAAACACUUCUGCACAUCAUGAAGCGUUUCAUCGUCUACCUGUGGGAGUUUCCGUUUCCCCUCCUCUCUGUCUGUCUGAUAUUCUUGUAUAAUUAUUUUUUUAUAAUGCUGAACAUUGUGACUGAUGGGAUUUGCAGUAAGAGCGAAUGGAUCCUAGUUUGUCCUCGAACACAGACGUCUCUGCUGAGGAACACUUUAGUGAAGAUCUCACAGUAAACCAGAGUUGGAAUGUGAGGUCUGAUGUAAAAUGUGUGUUUUCCUGCAUCUUCUGCUUUGGAGACAAACUGGAUUUGUUUUGGAAGCAUGUUUUUCAGCAAGUGAGAUGACGGUUUAAAUAUGCAACAAUAAACAAAGUCUCUCAUA